Messenger RNA from Dendrobium catenatum, 1905 nucleotides. Its product is annotated as non-specific phospholipase C2. The record is from RefSeq and is a predicted model, not a curated record. Bases 146 to 1732 code for a protein of 528 amino acids. NCBI's taxonomy places the organism in Eukaryota, Viridiplantae, Streptophyta, Magnoliopsida, Asparagales, Orchidaceae. Gene Ontology annotation, biological process: phospholipid catabolic process. The transcript is spliced from 4 exons. Gene Ontology annotation, molecular function: hydrolase activity, acting on ester bonds.
UCACCAAAGAGCUCAGACGCCUUUAUAAAGCUACACGUGCUGCGGUGGUUUCAGCCUACACGCGCCUUCCCGAGGCAGCUCCUCUUCCCCACCCACAGCUCCACUUCUUGAAGAACUGCUCUGUACAAGCCGAGAUAAACACAAAAUGGAGAAGAGGCAUAGCAAAAGGUUGAAUUCGCCACAGCUGUCGGUGCUCUGGUACGCAUUGUUCCUUCUCAUUGUCUGUGGCGAUGAGCUGGCGGCAGCCGGCGGCCCGAUUAAGACGGUGGUGAUAGUGGUAAUGGAGAACAGGUCAUUCGACCACAUGCUAGGUUGGAUGAAGCGGCUUAACCCUGAGAUCAACGGAGUGGACGGAUCGGAGUGGAACCCUACGUCGACGUCGGACCCGAAGGCCGCUAGGGUUUACUUCAAGGACGGGGCGCAGUUCGUGGAUCCGGACCCGGGCCACUCUUUCGAUGCGAUCCGAGAGCAGGUGUUCGGCUCGAACGAUACCUCGGCAUCGCCGGCGCCGAUGAAUGGGUUCGUGCAGCAGGCGACGUCAAUGUCGGCGAACAUGACAGAGGCUGUGAUGAACGGGUUUCCACCAGAGAUGGUAGCGGUUUAUCAGGAGCUGGUGUCGGAGUUCGCCGUUUUUGACCGGUGGUUUGCAUCUGUGCCCUCAUCCACUCAGCCCAACCGCCUCUAUGUUCACUCGGCAACCUCACACGGUGCUACAAGUAAUGAUGCUGGUAAGCUAGCACUUGGUUUUCCUCAGAGAACAAUGUUUGACAAUAUUGAUGAUGCCGGGUUGUCCUUCGGUAUUUACUACCAAAAUAUCCCCGCUGUCCUCUUCUACCGGAAUCUUCGCAAGUUGAAAUACGUCACCAAAUUUCACUCAUACGAUGAUCAAUUCAAGGCUCAUGCAAGCAGCGGCAAACUUCCAAAUUACGCUGUAAUCGAACAGCGAUACAUGGACUCCAAGACUAGGCCAGCCACUGAUGAUCAUCCUUCCCAUGAUGUUUACCAAGGCCAGAUGUUCAUCAAGGAGAUAUACGAAGCUCUUCGUGCUAGUCCUCAAUGGAAUGAAACUCUCCUUAUCAUUACCUAUGAUGAGCAUGGUGGGUACUUCGAUCAUGUUCCUACCCCUGUGAAUGGUGUCCCAAAUCCUGAUGGAAUGAUUGGCCCAAGCCCUUACAAUUUCAGUUUUGACCGUUUGGGAGUUAGGGUUCCUACCAUCAUGGUUUCUCCCUGGAUUGAAAAGGGUACAGUUGUUCAUGGCACCAAUGGUUCACCAACAUCAACUUCUGAAUAUGAACAUUCAUCAAUACCUGCAACAGUGAAGAAAAUAUUUAAUCUCCCAUCACCACACCUUACAAACAGAGACGCAUGGGCCGGAACUUUUGAGAGCGUCGUGCAAACAAGAACGGAGCCUAGAACUGAUUGUCCAACCCAACUUCCAACCCCAUCAAAGAUCCGGAAAACCGAAGCCAACGAGGAUGCACAGCUGACCGAGUUCCAGCAGGAACUUGCGCAACUUGCUUCAGUUCUCAACGGUGAUCACUUACUGUCAAACUUCCAAAAUGUCAUAAAGAAAAUGAAUGUUAGACAAGGGCUGUCAUAUGUGGAGAACUCCAUGAAACGUUUCCUUGAAGCUGCAAUGGCUGCAAAGAGAAUGGGCGUCGAUGAAGAGCAGAUUGUGAAGAUGCGACCUUCGCUAACAUCCAGAGCAAUGUCAUCUGCUGGCCAUCCUUAAAAUGAUGCAGAUUGUAUAGAGCAUAUAUCUCAACUUUGUAUCCUUAUUAUAACUUUAUGCUUGCAAAGCAUUGUAAAUGCUUGUUCUUUGCACCCUCUUAUCAAUGGAUAACUUUUAUCUAUCCAUAGGCUAUAGGGUCAUUUUAAUCUCAAUUAUCUAAUGAGUUCUAUUUA